CAUCCCUACCAAUUGGAUUAUUUCUUAUCAUCAAAUGUCUAUGAAAUAAUUGUGUCAAAAUGAAUUGAGGUAUUUUUCCUCAAAAUUUGCGAGGUAACUUUUGUUUUUUUUACGAAUCUGUUGAAAAACUAUAUGGAUAGCAAAUAAAGCAGCGAAAUGCAAUUAAAGUAUCGUGCACACUAAUUAUCGCGAGUGGCGGCGGCUAUUUUAACAUUUGUAUUUCAUCAUAAUUUAAAUUUUUUUUUGCGCCGGUUUAUCAGUGCCCUACAAUUGUGUAAAGUCAACGUUGAGUAAUUUGAAUAUGAAGUCGGAAGUCGUGCCUAAGACAACAAAUCUUCUAUUGGAAGACCCUAAAUUUCGCAUACGACCUUUACAGCAAGUAGUCUCUGCCUGCACAGGUGCACUCAUUACAGCAUGUUUUAUGACGCCAUUAGACGUGGUAAAAACGCGCCUGCAAGCACAACAAACCGCUACAAAUAAGUGUUUCCUCUAUUGCAAUGGUUUAAUGGAUCACCUUUGUCCAUGUGAUCCGAAUAUGCCCAAUCAACUUAAACCUGAAAAGCGUUUGAAUGGCACAAUUGAUGCAUUUGUUAAAAUUGCACGACACGAAGGUGUUGGUUCGCUGUGGUCUGGCCUAAGUCCCACACUUGUAUCAGCGCUACCAUCAACAAUUGUUUAUUUCGUCGCCUAUGAACAGUUCAAACAACAUGCGCUCGAAUUCCACUACAAAUAUUUAGCCGAGGUAAAGGGCUCGCCACGCGGUCGAGAGAUACCUUUCCAUAUACCAAUGCUCAGUGGAGUGUCGGCGCGUGUUUGUGCGGUCACUUUUGUUAGUCCGUUAGAGCUGAUUCGCACAAAAAUGCAGUCACAAAAAAUGAGCUACGACGAAAUUGUCUCCACUGUGCGUGUGGUUAUGAAAACGCAGGGUUUCUUCGGCUUGUUUCGUGGUUUGCCACCAACAAUUCUGCGUGACGUGCCCUUUUCUGGUAUAUAUUGGACUUGCUAUGAGAAUAUUAAAAGCAUGUUCGGUGUACAAGAGCCAACAUUUGGUUUUAGCUUUAUGGCAGGUGCUAUCUCUGGCUCGUUGGCGGCGACCAUUACAACACCAUUCGAUGUUGUCAAAACACAUGAACAAAUUGAAUUUGGCGAAAGGGUUCUUUUCACAGACAAACCAGCCGCUUAUGUCUCCAAUAUGAAUGUAAGACAGCGGCUAUGGUCUAUUUAUCGCUUAAAUGGCCUAAAAGGUUUAUUUGCGGGUCUAUGGCCACGUUUAUUAAAAGUGGCGCCAGCUUGUGCCAUAAUGAUUUCAACUUUUGAAUACAGCAAGGCAUUCUUUUAUCACUACAAUGUGGAGAAGCACAAUGAGGCCUUGUUAAUAUCAAACCAAAAAGAGAAUGAUGCUUGAAAAUUAUUGAGACAUUGUGAUACUAUACCUAAGUUUCUGUAAAACUAAACAAAAAUUGCUACCAAUCCAAGGGAAACGUUGAAUAAUUACUUGAUCAUGAAAAUAAUUCAUUGAAGUGGUUGGAAUCGUAAUGAAGUGUAAAUGUAAUAUAUAAUUUGAUAUAGUCAUUUGUACCUUUUAAUAUUUUUGUCUAGUUCGUAAAAUUUGAUAUUUAUAUAUUGGUAUUUUCAUUGUUCUUAACCUCAAUAAUGCCGCCAACCGUUAUAAUGGUAGUUAGCACAAGUUACCUAAUUAUCUGUGUACAUCUUCAUUUGAAUCGAAGAAAUUCAAAAGAUAUGCGUUUAUCUAUUUUUACAAUAUACGAGCAGAAACAAGUGCAAAAAGCCAUGUUCAAUAUUAUGUAAAUAAACACUGCUUGUGUGGCUUAAAGCAAUAAUUCACAAUUGCUAAACCCUAAUAUUUAAAUGUAUUCAUUUAUGACUAAAAUAAUCGGUAAGAUUCAAAUAUACAAAAGUGAAAGUUUCAAAACGAGUGAAAUAAAAGCAAAACUUAACAGUGCAUGUGAAAGUGUAUAUAAUUUAAACUCGUUCAAAAACUAAAAAAAAAGAAAUUGGAUAGGUGCUCAUUUAAAAAAUUUACCGAUAAAUUUAUUGUAUCGAUAUUUGCAGUUAAGUUUACAAUUGUAUCAGUUUCUAGUCAAAUACAAAAAAUGCAACCUUAAAUAUUUUGUGGAUCUUAAUUCUACUGCCAGAUUACUAGUGGAAUGAAGAAAUGUCAAACUUCUAAUAAAAAAUAAUAACACGUGUGUACGUAUUUAAUUAAAUUCAAGAAAAUAAUUUUCAAAUUAGCAACAUGACCGAGGAAAAUCAAGACGUGACAACCGAAGAAAUCGAGCAAAAGACGGACAAGCCCGUAGAAAAUAAAGAAACCAAUGAGAAUGUUCCCACAAAUGAACCAGCUUCUGAGCCAACAAAAGUUAAGAAACAAUCGGCGGUGAAGAAGCCAACAAAAAAGAAAUCCACUGAAAACAACCCAAUACGCGGUUUACCCAAGUCUGGACGUCCAUGGAAAACACCAAAGCAAAAGUUUGCAACUAUUAAGAAGUCUACAAAGCGUUUAUCAUUCGAAAAGAAAAUGGAGCUGCGUAAUGAACUGAGGCAUAUAAAGGAAUUAUCGAAGGAUAUAAAAGAGCAGCGCAAGGAAGCGGCCGUGCAAAAGAAUCAAAGACGUGUGGAAAAUGCUGAACGCCGGUUGGCCAAUGAGCGGCGAGCUGAAGUUGUGCAGAUAAUUAAGAAUCCAUCUAAAUUGAAACGUUUGAAGAAGAAGCAAAUGCGUAUGAUUGAGAAACGCGAUGUUAGUCAAGUGAAAGUGGUGUAAUUGAGCUCGUAGAAUGAAUCCUAAAGGGUAGCCUAGUAAUCAGCUCAAAGCGGGAGGGUAGAUUAAGUUUUGUAGUUACUAUACAUAUGUAUAUUUUUGUAAAAAGAAAAUUGCAAAAUUGAGUGUACUGAAAACAUAAUAUUUAGAUGAUAUUGUGAAGGAGAUUUCAUUAUUUAAACUCUACUGGUGCGUGUUCAUGCAUUUACUAAUAAAUAUCUGUCAACACGAA
Messenger RNA from Bactrocera oleae (olive fruit fly), 3011 nucleotides. RefSeq names its product solute carrier family 25 protein Shawn. Gene Ontology annotation, biological process: mitochondrial transmembrane transport. The record is from RefSeq and is a predicted model, not a curated record. Gene Ontology annotation, cellular component: mitochondrion. NCBI's taxonomy places the organism in Eukaryota, Metazoa, Arthropoda, Insecta, Diptera, Tephritidae.